Messenger RNA from Drechmeria coniospora, 1293 nucleotides. RefSeq lists its product as uncharacterized. The record is from RefSeq and is a predicted model, not a curated record. NCBI's taxonomy places the organism in Eukaryota, Fungi, Ascomycota, Sordariomycetes, Hypocreales, Ophiocordycipitaceae. The transcript is spliced from 3 exons. Bases 1 to 1293 code for a protein of 430 amino acids.
AUGAAAGGCAAGCCCACGCCCAAACGGAGGCUUGCCGCAAAAAGCAGUGGCCAGUCAUCACCAUCCAUCAAGGAUGCCCACGCCGACGCAGAUCCGACAGCCUCCGGCCCCGCGAACCAGCCCAGCGCCGGCCGGGACGAAAAGGACCAGCAGCGGCUGCUCGACAUCUUCUCCCACGCCUUUGGAGCUGUCCUCGCUCGGGACUCCUUUCCCACCUUGCUGCAGGAGAUAAAAGCGGCGCUCUUCCACCGCGACUUCGUCACUGCCUUUGGCAGGGAGGACUACCUCGAAGCCUACGCGGCGAGAUGGAGUCCCACGAGGGCUCUCUGCUACGCCACCGUCUUGACGGCCAUCGGGUCUCACCUGGAUGAAAUGCUCCCAUGCAGACCUCGAACGAAGCAAAGCGCCGUGACGGACACGGAGCGGGAAGCGUGCGUGCGGCGAGACGGAACGGAGGCGGCGCCGUCACCGGACUCGCCGCCGCUGCGGAUGCUCUCCGUCGGCGGCGGUGCGGCCGAGCACGUUGCCUUGGCCUCGUACGUGCAGCAGACACGCUCUCGUGCGUCGCUCGCUCUCCUCGACGCGGCACCUUGGACCAGCGUGGCAUCUCUCCUCCAGAAGCAGCUCACCUCGCCGCCCCCGCUCUCCAAGUACGCCUCGGCGGCCGUCAAGGAAUCCAACAAGGCGCUCCUGCGCGAGGACCAGCUGGAGUUGACCUUUUCCCAAAGGGACGCCCUGGCCUUGACCAAGGACGACCUGGUAGACGUGGUCGGCACGGAGCCCCUCGUCGUCACCCUCAUGUUCACGCUGAACGAACUCUACACCGACGGCGGCAUCGGAAGGACGACGAGCUUCUUGCAAUCGUUGGCCGAGGUCCUUGCCCACGGGAGCUUGCUGCUCGUCGUCGAUUCCCCCGGGAGCUAUUCCGAGGCGGCCGUGGGGAAGGCGAAGAAAAAGUACCCCAUGCGGUGGUUGCUCCAGCACACGUUGGAGCGAGAAUCACCGGCCCAUCGAUGGGAGAUGCUCGAGUCCGACGACUCGCUCUGGUUUCGGCUGCCCGAGGGACUGUCGUACCCGAUGAAGCUCGAAAAUAUGAGGGAGCCGCGCAUUACGACUGAUGACGACGACGAGGACAAGAACAGUUCUGACGACGACGAGGAGGAGGACAAGGACGAUACUGAAUACGACAAGGACGACGACGAGGACAACGACGACGACGACGACAAGGACAACGACCAUUACCAUAACGACAGCGACAGCGACGAAACAAUGGCAAUUUCAGAUUGGUCCUAG